AUGGCUUUCUUCGAGACGCCGCCAAUGUCUCCACUUUCGCCGGUCGAAUCGACGAUCAUGAAGCAUUGGGAGACGAAUGAUGAGCAUGGAGAGAUACGCCGGAGUGAUAAGGAGAACGGUGGAGAGGAUGAGAUGGAGCCUGUGUUUCUGGAUCGAUUACCCGACACAAACCAUUUGAUUGUUGGUAGAUGCGACAAGUACGCGGUGGGAAAGAAGAUCGCGCAGGGGCGAUUUGGGGCUGUUUACGAGGUUUUACGGCAUUGUGACGGGAAAGGGUUUGCGGUGAAAUUGGAGGUUUGCGAUAGUCAUUCACACGGUUUGGAUAUGGAUUGUGUUGUUUUAUCGAAAGCGGCUAAGGCCGAUUUGCCCAAUUUUGCGCAUAUGAUCGAUCGAGGGAAAAUCGAGAAUCACUUCAAGUUUAUCGUCAUGCAUCUGAUGGGCCAAAAUCUUUGCCAUUUGAGAUAUUUAUUUGUCGGUGAUCGCUUCUCCCUUUCAACCGCUUUGAGAUUAUCUCUGAAAUGUCUGGAAGCCAUUCAACAAUUGCAUCAAUUGGGAUUCAUCCAUCGAGAUAUCAAGGCCUCAAAUUUCUGUCUCGCACCCGGAUGUUCAUCUAAAGAUUUGCGCGUUUAUUUGGUCGAUUUUGGUUUGUGUCGAUCGUAUCGUGAUGAAAAAGGACAAUUCAAAACACCAAGAACGAAAGUUUCGUUUAAAGGCACAACACGAUACGCCUCUCUGGCGGCUCACAACGAGAAGGAGCAAUCAUUGAAAGAUGACAUUGAGAGCUGGUUUUAUAUGACAAUCGAAUUUAUUACAGGUUUUCUACCGUGUCGAGGAUCGGUGAUGGCACGAGUGAUCUCUUUGAAAUACACACCGAAAGCGGAAUUCAAGAGACUUUUGAAGUACAUUGAUUGUCUUUCUUAUCAAUCACAUCCUGAUUAUGUUUACUUGACACAGAUGUUACAAUUGUCGAUGAAAAACCACGGUUGUAAGCCGGACGACGAAUUGGAUUGGGAGAACAAUAAUGGA
Messenger RNA from Mesorhabditis belari, 1026 nucleotides. NCBI's taxonomy places the organism in Eukaryota, Metazoa, Nematoda, Chromadorea, Rhabditida, Rhabditidae. The record is from the annotation of a GenBank genome assembly.